Molecule: messenger RNA, 2284 nt
Organism: Brachypodium distachyon (stiff brome)
Lineage: Eukaryota; Viridiplantae; Streptophyta; Magnoliopsida; Poales; Poaceae
Product: cytochrome P450 94C1
Exons: 1
Coding region: 123-1712 (529 amino acids)
Molecular function (GO): monooxygenase activity; oxidoreductase activity, acting on paired donors, with incorporation or reduction of molecular oxygen; iron ion binding
Source: RefSeq, a predicted model, not a curated record
GCGGAGAAAGCCACAGCGCCGAGCACAACGCUCAGCCAGAGUUCACCUCAGACGCACGCACGCGCGCGAAAGGAGCUCGGCUAGCUUAGCUAUAGAGUAAAAACCCGAUAUCCUUCGUCGUCAUGGGCGCGGGCGCAGCAGAUGCGAGCUGCACGUUACACGUCGCGGCGCACGCCCUGGCGAGCUCGCUGCAGCCGCAGGUGGCCGCCGUGUUCUUCGCCUCCGCGGCGUUCACGCUGGCCCUGGCCGUGCUCCUGGGGUCGCUGCGGCUGCGGCGGCCCCCCUGGUGGUGCGCGUGCGCCGUGUGCGAGUGUUACCUGUCGGCGUCGUGGGCGGGGGAGUUCGACAACCUCUGCGACUGGUACGCGCACCUGCUGCGCGCCGUGCCUGGGCGCACCGUGCACGUGCACGUCCUCGGCAACGUGCUCACCGCCAACCCGCCCACCGUGGAGCACAUGCUGCGCGCGCGCUUCGACAACUACCCCAAGGGCGCGCCCUUCUCCGCCAUCCUCGCCGACUUCCUCGGCCGCGGCAUCUUCAACGUCGACGGCGACGCCUGGCUCUUCCAGCGCAAGCUCGCCGCGGCAGAGCUCGCUUCCCCUGCCAUCCGCGCCUUCGCGGCCAACGUCGUGGCUUCCGAGCUGCGCUGCCGCCUCAUUCCUCUGCUCCACGGCUCUGCUUCUUCCUCUGCUUCGAAGCUGCUGGACCUGCAGGACGUGUUCCGGCGCUUCGCGUUCGACUGCAUCUGCAAGAUCUCCUUCGGGCUCGACCCGGGAUGCCUCGAGCUGUCGCUGCCAAUGUCAGCGUUCGCGGACGCCUUCGACGCGGCGUCCAUGCUGUCCGCGCGGCGCGCCGCGGCGCCCAUGCACGUGCUCUGGAAGCUCAAGCGGCUGCUGAACGUCGGGGAGGAGCGGGAGCUCCGCGACGCGAUCGGCCUCGUGGACGCCCUCGCGGCUGAGGUCAUCCGGCAGCGCCGCAAGCUCGCCAGCUCGGGCGGCGGCGACGACCUCCUGUCCCGCUUCAUGGGCUCCAUCAACGACGACAAGUACCUCCGCGACAUCGUCGUCAGCUUCAUGCUGGCCGGCCGCGACACCGUCGCCUCGGCUCUCACGGCUUUCUUCCUGCUCCUCUCCGACCACCCACGGGUCGCCGACGCCAUCCGGGACGAAGUCUCCCGCGUCACCAAAGAAGACAACCCCUUGACGAUCGCCACCCCGGAGAAGCUCAAGGACAUGCACUACGUGCACACGGCGCUGUACGAGUGCAUGCGGCUGUUCCCGCCGGUGCAGUUCGACUCCAAGUUCGCGGCGGGCGACGACACGCUCCCGGACGGCACGUUCGUGGCCAGGGGCACCCGGGUGACCUACCACGCCUACGCCAUGGGCCGGAUGGAGUCCGUCUGGGGGUCCGACUGCGCCGAGUUCCGGCCCGAGAGGUGGCUCCGCGGCGGGCGGUUCGUGCCGGAGAGCCCGUACCGGUACCCGGUGUUCCAGGGCGGCGUGCGCGUCUGCAUUGGCAAGGAGCUGGCCAUCAUGGAGAUGAAGGCCGCCAUCGUCGCCGUCGUCCAGAGGUUCGACAUCGAGGCGGUGGGCCGGAGCUCGCGCCGGCCCAAGUUCGCGCCGGGGCUCACGGCCACGUUCGCCGGGGGGCUGCCUGUCAGAGUGCGCAGGCGGCGAGAACACGUGGGCGGCCAGGAAUGCCCGCCAGGUUAACUUAAUCGAACGUCGCCGUCGCCACACGCGCGCAGGGGGAUCUAUUCCUAUUCGGUUUCCUCUUGCUUUGAGGCCGCGCGCGCACAUUGGAUGAGAUCAUGCGCACGCAAAGUUGCUGUAAUCUACUCAAGACCAGCCAGCACCCAGUUUGGUGAGUGCGCUGGGUUCUUUGGCCUCCACUGGAGACCCACCCCGAUAUGUAUAUCAUAAUAGAGCGGAUUAGGCUGGCUAAAAGCGACCCUUCCUUCCUUAAUCGUUUGCUACUUGGGCCAAGCGAGCAGCCGCCAGCCGAAUUUCCUCCCUGCGAUGCCAUUCUUGCGAAAAUUGCAGAUUCAAAGUCAUACAGAACAGAUGUUCUUUACGCGCCGUCGCCUCUUUUCAUAUGGUCAACAUCAAUUAUUGCAAGGUGGUCGGCCAUCCAGUUGGAUAACAAAAUGUACUCUAACUUGUUCGAUACUCACUGAAUUAAGUGCAUAUUAAGCAGGGGCAGAGCUUUCCGUGUGUCGCCAGAGCAUAAACAGACGAGUGAUGUGUAUCAGAUGAUAAAUUAACUCCUUAGAGCUUUUUAUGAA